AUGAAUGGGACUAUUUACAUUAGCUUACCUAUUCGGAUUAUUAUUACGACUGAAGGAAUAUUUGGCAUAAUAUUAAAUAUUGUGGCCAUCACUGUUGUGUUCGCUUCACAAUUCGGUUCAAAAUUUACUACAUUUGUAUUUAGAGCACAACCAAUAUUUGAUUUAAGUGCAUGUUUCUCAACAGCAAUGUACUAUAUGAUUCAAUCUAUAUCAUCUGUCAAUAACGGAACUGGAAUAUAUAUUAUAGAUGUCAUAAUUUGUCAUUUUUGGUUUAGAAAUGGAUUAUUCUGGUUGCCAUGUAUCUUAAGUGUGCAAAAUCUGGUUUGUAUAUCAUUGGAUCGAGCGAGUUCUGUCCUAUUUCUUGGAUCAUUCAAAACGUAUACGAAUAGAUUUUUCGUACUAUACUUUCUUUACAUGCUCACUAUGCUUUUGAUUUUGUACGUACCAACACCACUUCUUCGUCGUUAUACCGAUGGCCAAUGUGUUAUGGAUUUUUCAUUCCCUUGGAUUCAAACGAAAGUAUUUCUUGGUUAUAUUGUGUAUUCAUGGGUUGUGUUUUCUUAUUUUGUUCCAGUUUUGGUCACAUUAGUUAGCCAUGCAUGGAUCAUACAUGUAUUAAAAAUAUCUAGCCCUUCUCAUCAAAAUUACACAACACAAAAUUUUGAAGCUACUUUACAGAUACAGAAGAAAAUUACUCAGUUAGUUAUCACAACAACAAUUAUGUCAUGUCAACUAGCUAUAUUACACUCAUUUGAAUGCAUAAGUCAAAUAUUAAUCGCAUGUGAAGUUGUGGUUUACACUUAUGGUACUCCGAUUGAACAAAUGGGUACAAUACUUAUAUUAUUGGGAUGUACGUUAAAUCCAUGUAUUCUCAUUUUCAGUACAGCUCCUUUGAGAAAACGUUUAUUAACAUCAGUUAAAAGUGUCACAGAGAGAAUUAGCAGCAUCGCGACAAUAGGAAAGCACACAGAAUCAUUAAUGCAAUGAUAUAUAUAUGUAUAUAUAUAUAUAUAUAAUAAAGAUUGACGAUCAUAUGUUAGCCAUAAUCUCUUUGACCUGUUUGCAUACAAAUCAAGGAAUAACACCUACCCAUUGAGUGUAUCGUGUUCUACAGAAAAGAUUUGCGUAUUUCAUAAUGAUUAGUAACUCUCUGUAAUACUUCAAAAGAAUACCCAAGGCAAUUCAAGAUAAAAACAGAAUCUGUAACUUCUUUCGAACACUCAAUACAUAAAUAAUGCAAUCAGUCUUUAGGUUACCAUAUUUGUAUAGUUUAGUACACGGUAAAGCCUCCCAUUCAUAUAUAUGGAUUAUAAAAGAAACUGCUUGUAUUACCUUACACAAACUAUGCAAGUAUGCAACAAUAGUAAAUAUUAAAGGGAAGUACGGAACAACUCGUAUGGUUAUUGUCAUCGAAACAGCUGUAGUAUAGUGUUUGCCCUAGUGUUAUUUUCUAUUUCGCUUCCUUCUGUUGUUUCUUUGUUCUAUGAUUGUAAAUAUCUUGAUGAUCUAUAUUCUAUCAUAGACAUUUGUUAACUUAAAUUCUGAA
This is a messenger RNA of Schistosoma intercalatum, 1546 nucleotides long. NCBI's taxonomy places the organism in Eukaryota, Metazoa, Platyhelminthes, Trematoda, Strigeidida, Schistosomatidae. The record is from the annotation of a GenBank genome assembly.